CUCUCAGUUGCCAACGCCCACAGUUCUACGAUCAUCGCUACUCCACUAGUACAGUACUGCCAUAAUACCAUUCAUCAGUAGACACAGCCUGAUUUUCUCCUGCUUAAUUGCUACAAUGGAAGGAAGAAUCAGGGACGGCCAUCUUGGGAUUAGUCCGCCGCGAUAUAGAGGUGUACGACAACGGAAAUGGGGGAAAUGGGUGUCCGAAAUCCGGGAGCCUGGCAAGAAGACAAGAAUUUGGCUCGGGAGUUAUGAGAUGCCUGAAAUGGCGGCGGCCGCAUACGACGUUGCAGCAUUGCACCUUAGAGGACGUGGGGCGCAACUAAAUUUUCCUGAGAUGGUGGAUAUUUUGCCCCAGCCAGCGAGCUCUAGCGCAGAGGAUGUGCAAAUGGCGGCACAAGAGGCGGCUUUGCUGUUUCGCAGACCAAUGAAAUGCUCGGAGGCUGUAAGCGGCGAUUCCAGUGUUGGUGGUGGUUUAGGUCCUGUUAGGGUUGGGUUGUCACCGAGCCAAAUUCAAGCUAUAAACGAGGCACCAUUGGACUCACCAAAAAUGUGGAUGGAGUUAGCUGGGGCUCUUCUGCUGGAAGAGCCUAUGAUCAUGAGUGAUGACAUUGAUGUUGCGUAUAGAGAUGAGAGGGGAGAAAUGCAGCAUGAUUCCAUUUGGGAUUAUUAAUCAUAUACAAUUAUUUAUUUCGUGUUUUAUUACUAUAUUAUAUAUUAUUUAUAAUGAUAAAUAUUUGACUAUACUAAUGUAAUGAUGGGAUUGAUCAAUUUAAAAACUAGCUAAUCUCUCCGAUAUUACAUUAGAGUCAACAAGAUUUAAUUAAGCUUUCUCCAUCCAUUGAUCUUUUUCUUUUUUAUUUUCGGGAGAGAGAGUUUUGCUCACCUGGAGAAGUGGAGGAUUGGCUCUUUUGACAACUUCGGUCUUCGGGCUCUAUAAAUGCAUUGAAAGAGCAUAAAUUUUUCAAGACGUCGUUUAGCGUGUAAAACACUUGAAGAGAGCCUGAAAAGUGUAUUAUUUCCUUUUAAUUUGCACAAAUUGCCUUCUUGUUUCGAUGCGAAGGACAAGACUUCUGCCUUCAAUGAAUCUAGCUUCUUUCGUUCA
Molecule: messenger RNA, 1105 nt
Organism: Populus trichocarpa (black cottonwood)
Lineage: Eukaryota; Viridiplantae; Streptophyta; Magnoliopsida; Malpighiales; Salicaceae
Product: ethylene-responsive transcription factor ERF022
Exons: 1
Coding region: 116-673 (185 amino acids)
Biological process (GO): regulation of DNA-templated transcription
Molecular function (GO): DNA-binding transcription factor activity; DNA binding
Source: RefSeq, a predicted model, not a curated record